This is a messenger RNA of Aspergillus steynii IBT 23096, 2833 nucleotides long. RefSeq lists its product as uncharacterized. The record is from RefSeq and is a predicted model, not a curated record. NCBI's taxonomy places the organism in Eukaryota, Fungi, Ascomycota, Eurotiomycetes, Eurotiales, Aspergillaceae. Bases 263 to 2488 code for a protein of 741 amino acids. The transcript is spliced from 4 exons. Gene Ontology annotation, molecular function: DNA-binding transcription factor activity, RNA polymerase II-specific; zinc ion binding; DNA binding. Gene Ontology annotation, biological process: DNA-templated transcription; regulation of DNA-templated transcription.
GUCCCCAAGACUCACCAUGCCUAGGCGCUCUCGCUAUGGACCACUGACUACCCUGGAUGGCACUAGUGCCGCUUUCUUCCAAUGCAUCCUAAGUUAUCUAAGCACUCCCGAUCAUCACCUCGCUCCCCGAUUUGCUCGCAGUCUCCGAAACCCCUCCCCUCUCCAACUCUCCGUAACGGCCUUUCUUGUGGGCCAGAGGGGUAGGCCUUAGACCUUCUUUAAUGUUGUAUGCAUUGGCUCGGGCAAUGAAUUUCUUUGCGUCAUGAAACGAAGCCGUCCUCAUUUUGACGCCAAUGACGAUGCGUCGUCCGUCUCGUCCCCUCAGGGCGCUUCGGCGCACCAUCCUGCCAUGAGAAAUGAUCCCCAGCAGAACGCCGGUCAUAUUCCCAAAAUCAGUCGGAAAAUCAAGGCCUGCUCGGAGUGUAAGCGGCAUAAAGUGAAAUGUGACAUGAAAGCGGGCGAGUCGACCUGCCAUCGCUGUCGGCGCAUGGGUCUAGAUUGCGUCGUCAACAAGAGUCUUCAGACCCUGUUAGAUGACGAAGCGGAGUGGAAAACCACGAUAGAGCUUGCCAUGGCCGACUUGUUAAGCAAAGCCGAAUUACCAAACCUCGCAUACUACCAAGCGGCGGGUCGCUCGACCGAGCCGCCGCCUAAGAAGAAGGAUCGAAAAGAGUCGACCGUGUCUACGGAAGAUACUGGGGUCGCGGUUGGACACGAUCGGAGAACGAAUUCGGUCGAUAUCACUGCUAGCACGGCGGCAGACGGACCCGACACGGCUCCCCAGUCCUUCCAGCAAGAGUCGCAGUUUGCCCUUGAUCGGGAGGAAAAUGGCGUCUCUUCGAUAGUCAAUGCGCCAAUGGGGAGCUUAUAUGAGGUGACUCAAUUGAGCGAGAUCCAGGCGAAUACCCCCAAGCGACAAUACGCUUACGACAGGGCCCUUGUCACCGAUUUCAUCUCCCGAGGUCUGGUGGGCAUACAAGAGGCGCAAGACCUUUUUUUCUAUUUUGACCGGGUGCUCAACCGAUAUCUAUGGGACGGCAUGGCGCUCAUACAUAAAGAUCUCACUUCUGUCCGCAACUCUUCCACCAUGCUCACGGCCGCCAUCCUAACCGUGACGUCCCUCCAUAUACAUGGCAAAGAGAGAACCUUCGACAUUUGCUAUAACGAAUUCGCCCGAUUAGCGUCGGCAUCUAUGCUUGACCACCAUACAUUGGAUGAUUUACGUGCAUUAUGUAUUGGGGCGUUUUGGCUGGCGGACAUUAGUUGGAAGUUGUCCGGCCACUGCGUACGUAUAGCCACGGAACUUGGUCUCCAUCAGUCUUAUAGGAAAGCCACGCAAGGCUCGCCAGAACAUAUAGAGCAGGCUCGGUUAUGGUAUCUUCUUUAUACGUUGGAGCAUCAUUUCUCGAUUGCCUAUGGCCGCCCGCCGAUUAUCCACGAGGAUCACAGUAUUAAAAAUCACAACGCAUUUACUCUAUCCCCCACAUCGACACAGGCCGAGCUACGACUGCAUAGUCAGGUCGAUCUGUUCAUUAUUCUCACCAGGAUAUAUCACGCUUUCGGUCCGGAUGUCGACCUGGAGGUCCCGGAGAGCGAGUUUGACACCAUUGAUGAGUAUGAUGCCGAUCUGGAAACCUGGAAAUCUUCGUGGCUGCCUCGAUUGUCCGGGAGUCAAUAUGUUGGUGCGUAUCCUUAUAAAGCCGUCUACCUGCACUACCAUUUUUCUCGCCUACAACUAAAUUCCGUGGCUUUACGGACUUAUCAUUCCUCAAUCUCGGCCCGCUCGAUGUCUCCCGAGCGAAAGAAGCGCGCAAACCUGGCCAUCGAGUCGGCCAUCAAGACGCUGCUGGUCGUCCUGGACGAACCAGACAUUCAGACCGCGCUGGUCGGUGUUCCAUUGUAUCUCCACAGUAUGAUCACAUUCGCCGCUGUAUUUUUGCUGAAAAUCGCGGCAAAAGUCUGCUCAAACAGCAUCCCCGGGAGCCAAGGCCAACAAAACUCCAUCGCAUCAGCCGGUCUACGCAUCAACGUUGCUUAUGUGCGUGCACUGGUCGGGCGAGUUGUCGAGCUGAUGGUGUCCUGCAGUCGCAGGGCGAGUGACCGACAUCUUAGCCACCACAUAGCCCGGGGCUUGAGAAAAAUGCUCACCGGACUGGAGGAAUGGGAGAAGCGGAAUGCGUGCACCCAGCAGUCAGCCGGACAGCGUCUGCAUGAACAUUCGUCGAUGUUCAAACCUGUCAUCAUCCCGGGUGCCCAGCCGCUGGGUGAAGGGGACACCAUCCUUGCUCAUCCACCUCCGCUACUUGGGGUGGCUCCCUUGUCUGCAGAGCGCGGCAAUGGCUUUGAUCCCGAAGCCGCGCAACUCCAGGCGCAGGCCGGUCUCUCUGAAGGCUCUCUGGAUCCUAUGAUGCCCGAUCUGUGGGGAUUCGACGAGGAUUAUUUUCCUACUGGGGUUUUUGACUUCUUGCAGUCCCAGAUGCCUGCUUGAUGCUACUAUAUAUUGCACCAGCGUUCUGGUAUUUAUAUAUAAAGGAUGAAGUCAGCAUCAUGGACUACGUAUUGAAGUCCAGAAUCUUCUGAAGUCUUGAUCAGAAACUAGGAGCGCACAAGCAUAAUCUUGCCGGUCUGGCCUAUGGAACCUCUCUACACUUACAACAAUGCGACAAAUGGUUCCAUGCGCCGGACUGAUUAUUACACAGGCCAUAUACCCGUUGACGGGCCCGAGAGCGAAAUCUGAUGAACUGCAGAUACCUGCACCUGCCAUGCUACCAUGGACACGCUCUUCGGGGCGUUGUAGAUAGUUAUAUAGUACAAUCAUGAUUAUAUGCUGAAC